Nicotiana attenuata is the source of this 1729-nucleotide messenger RNA. Its product is annotated as WD repeat-containing protein 25. Bases 294 to 1607 code for a protein of 437 amino acids. The transcript is spliced from 4 exons. The record is from RefSeq and is a predicted model, not a curated record. Gene Ontology annotation, molecular function: protein binding. NCBI's taxonomy places the organism in Eukaryota, Viridiplantae, Streptophyta, Magnoliopsida, Solanales, Solanaceae.
UCCAUCGAGAAUAAUAUUAGUAGUUUCUACUAUUACAAUUAGAUCCCCUAAUUUGUUGGUUAUUUACCCUAUUCUAUCCCUAUUGAUUAGGAUGCAACGAGAUCAUUUCGCGCUAUUAUAUACUACCCUGUAAUCAAACUUUAGUAAUAUCAAUUGAAGAAUUAUCUUAGUUUUGCCCUAAUUUUAGCUCGAUUUCAUUCUUAUUGAAGUUUUAACUCGACUUGCACCAAUUAGGGUUCGAGUUCGAUUGAUUUGAUAGUUUGAUUAAUUAAUUGUGAGCUCCAGAAUAACUAAUGGACCUGUUGUGUAAAGUCUAUGGCGGAACAUCUGAUGAAGAAGACGACAAUGGUGGAAAGGAACUUUCUAGACCCAUAUUGCCACCACCGAAACGGGCCAAGUUCGAGAAUUUUAACCGAGUUAACAACCCUUUGCCCCUCUACAGGUUCAAUCCAAACACGAAUCUCACGGCGCAAGCUUCGCUUCCAGGAAGGUACAUUUCUAAGCGAGAACGAGCUGCUAUGGGUUCAGCUGCAAAAGUUCCAGACGGGCCCACCACACCGCCUUACCCUAAUACUUCACCAGUUUUAGGGAACAUUUUGGAUUCAGUUCUGCCACAUAAUAUUUUGUCAGCUUUAAGAAAUCAAACUAAAGUCCAUGGACACUUGAGCCGUACGCCGGAAGGACUCUCUGUAGUUCUUGAUGGACACACAAGAUCAGUUAAUGCUGUACACUGGUCUACAAGUCAUGCUCACCUUCUAGCAUCUGCCGGAAUGGAUCAAACUGUCUGCAUAUGGAAUGUCUGGAGCAGAGAUCAGAAGAAAGCACGUGUACUUAAUUGUCACCAUGCGGCUGUCAAAGAUGUGAAGUGGUCACAACAUGGUUUAUUUGUGCUCUCUUGUGGAUAUGACAGCACAUCAAGGUUGAUUGAUGUUGAAAAAGGAAUAGAAACUCAGGUUUUCAGUGAGGACCAAGUUGUUGGAGUGGUAAAAUUUCAUCCAGAUAAUUAUAAUCUCUUCCUCUCUGGAGGUUCGAAAGGCCAUCUUAAAAUAUGGGAUAUAAGAGCUGGGAAGGUGGUCCAUCAAUAUGUGCGAAAUCUUGGUCCUAUCCUUGAUGCUGAAUUUACAGUUGACGCAAAGCGAAUAAUUUCAUCAAGCGAUGUAUCCAAAAGCAAUAUUAGUGAAAAUUCAAUCAUUGUUUGGGAUAUCUCACGAGAAAUCCCUCUAUCUAACCAGGUUUACAGUGAAGCGUAUACCUUGCCCUCAAUAAGAUGCCACCCUUCUGAUCCAAAAUUCAUAGCACAGUCAAAUGGAAACUACAUAGCAAUUUUCUCUACCAAGCCUCCUUUUGGACUUGACAAGUACAGGAGAUAUGAAGGCCAUAGUGUUUCUGGAUUCCCUAUAAAAUGCAAUUUCAGCUUGGAUGGUGAGAAAGUAAUAACUGGUUCCUCUGACGGAUACAUUUAUGUUUACGACUCGAAAUCUUGUGAGCUCAUCAGAAGGAUCAAGGUAUAUGAUGGAGCUUGUAUCGAUGUCGUCUUGCAUCCUGUCAUGCCUAAUGUUGUUGCUUCAUGUAGUUGGAGUGGAGAAGUUUCAGUUGCAGUGACAUAGAAUGUAUAACUUUAUGAAGGGAGCUGGAGACUACCUAUUAAUGUGAUGACUAAAAGGCGACAUAUAACUUCUGUACAGGAAAUAAGGCAUUACAUACAACCAAUUUGGAACAUUAGAUUUUA